Scomber japonicus (chub mackerel) is the source of this 4138-nucleotide messenger RNA. RefSeq names its product carboxy-terminal domain RNA polymerase II polypeptide A small phosphatase 1-like. The transcript is spliced from 7 exons. The record is from RefSeq and is a predicted model, not a curated record. Lineage: Eukaryota; Metazoa; Chordata; Actinopteri; Scombriformes; Scombridae. Gene Ontology annotation, molecular function: RNA polymerase II CTD heptapeptide repeat phosphatase activity. The coding region runs from base 331 to 1119 and encodes 262 amino acids.
UUACUGCGCCACUUUAAGUGAAAUGGGACGCCUUGAAACCUCCAUGUUUGUAUCUUGAAAUUGCGAGCGGAGUUGAGCACCAUAUUGAAUCAAAGUUGCCAACUCCUUGACAAAUGUUUUAUAACUUUACGGACGUCAAACUUUAGCGCGUAUCCGAGCUGGACGACACCACCCGUGCGCGUAAUGGGCGCGCUGUAGGCAACUUUGUUGCGUCUCAGCUUUUUAGUUUUUCCCUGCAUGUUACGUUGGGUUAAUGCAGCAGCACCGAGUCGGAGAACAAACUCUAACUUUAAAGUGUGAGGUCAGCACUCUGGACCAGACCUGGAUGUGAUGGACAAUCCGUCCUCAGUAAUUACCCAAGUCAGCCGGGAUGAAGAGGGGAAUAAAGCUUCAGGAGAGAGGGGUUCUUCGCCCUCUCUGUCCUCUAAGAAGCCCAGGAGCGGAGGUCUCUUCUCCAGCCUUUUCUGCUGCCUUUGUCGGGACCAGCCUGAGCAGCCGCCAGUCAACAACAAUGCCCCGCUGCUGGUUGAAGAGAACGGAACGGUCUCCAAAAUCCAGGUGAAACCACUGCUGCCUCCAGCGAAGUCAAAAGACUCUGGAAAGAUCUGUGUGGUUAUAGAUCUGGAUGAGACAUUAGUUCACAGUUCUUUUAAGCCUGUGAACAAUGCAGAUUUCAUCAUUCCUGUGGAAAUAGAUGGAACAGUACACCAGGUGUAUGUCCUGAAGCGGCCUCACGUCGACGAGUUCCUGAAGAGGAUGGGAGAACUGUUUGAGUGUGUUCUGUUCACUGCCAGUUUAGCCAAGUAUGCAGACCCCGUCUCUGAUCUCCUUGACAAGUGGGGGGCUUUCCGCUGUCGCCUCUUCCGGGAGUCCUGCGUGUUCCACCGAGGAAAUUACGUCAAGGACCUGAGUCGCCUGGGUCGUGACCUUAACAAGGUCAUCAUCGUGGACAACUCCCCAGCCUCCUACAUCUUCCAUCCUGACAACGCAGUGCCUGUAGCCUCGUGGUUCGACGACAUGUCCGACACUGAGCUGCUGGACCUCAUCCCAUUCUUUGAGAGGCUGAGCAAAGUGGAUAACGUCUACACAGUCCUCAAGCACCAAGGGACCGCAAGCUAACAGUGUUCGACUUUUCAUCUCACUUCUGAACAAAACGGCGUACAAAACAGAAAAAUACACACAAACGCACACCAGCGAGGCUCCAGUUCCAGCUCCAGCUUUCACUGCCCACAGGAACACAGACUGCUUCACAGCUGACAGAGCCGUCAGCUCCACAGUAUCAAAACAAGAUCACAUUUUAGGAGUCUUUACGGCCUCAUCACUGCCACCUCCUGGUCAACCAGAAAACUGCCUGAAAAUUGCCAUGUAACUUUCCCUCCCUUAUCAGCCUACCAUGAACCAGUUGAUGUAAAUGAACGAGUGAAAGAACGGAUGUUUCUGCGGUGUCACUGAACUUGCAGCGGAGGUCUGUAGUCAUGAAUCCUCUGAACACAAACUGGGUACUGGACAUAUUCUGUCAUGGAUUGAACUGUCUGAUCCUGCAAAACCCAAUGCAAGAUUUGGUAAGCAGGAUUCAAGUGGUAAGGAAAUUUUUGGAAAGGUUUACGUGCAAAUAAACUCAUUGAAGAGCGGUGGGUCUAUACGUACUGUAGAUGCCUUUUUAGACAUUUUUGGAAUAGCAUUAUGUUCGUCACACACCCUCGUUUUGCCGAUUAUCACACUAUUUGUCUGCGUGACAUGAGCGUGUGAUCAUCUGGAGUCAUUUUAGAAAUUUUAGAGCGAUGCGAUCACCUUCUGGAUAAUCAUGACAGUGUUACAGAUAGUCUGAUAAAGGAAAAAAACUCUUUCUUGUUCAGUCCCUGAGUUGUUUGAUUAAUAGUGAAACAGUAUGAUUGGACAGCACUUUACAUUAAUCUAUUGUACAGUCCACCCUUUCACUGCAGCUUAGAAAUUGAUUUUAGAACAAUUUGUCUACUAAAACCAGUAUGAAUUGCAUAAUAAAUACCAUUCAAUAUUCUGGGUUUUAAAAUCCACUCAUUUGUAGGUGUUUAGGGAGAAAAUGAAUUGAGUUCUCUUUCAGCAGGAAACAAAACAGCUUUUUCAUCAAUGAGAACAUAAAAUCAAUAUGAAAGUCAGUGUUAAUCAGUCAAAUCCCUUUUAAAAGAAAAUUUGAUUUCUAAUGGUAGACAUACCAAAAAUGAUGAGCUCUCAGCAAAGUGUCCCUGACACAAGUGACUGCAGUAUUUCCAUUAAAAUCUGACACUACGAAUACCGAUCAUCUGCACAUGACCGUGAAAGAGCAGCUGCUAUGCUUAGUGGAUGUGGAUUUCCAAAGGUGGUGUAAAUACCUGAUGGACAGCCAGAAUGCAAUAUACGUGUGUGUCAACAGAUGAAAUGAACAGUUGAUGCCAGAGGCGAGAGGACCAGAAUUGACUUCUAAAACCGCCUGGGGAAUUGGUCAGUGUUAUGUUAAUGUUGCAUUAAAACUUCUGUUUCCUUGUUUUAAAGCCACAGGCAAAAACUUGAAUUUCUCACAGAAUUUACAGACUGCACAUGAAUGGCCAAUGAAAGUUGUAUGGUGCAAAAAAAGAAAAGAAAAAGUGACCGUUCAGUUCUCAUAAGCUUCAAAGUACACUCUUUUCUUUUUGCUCUGAAGCGGUACACAUAGGCUGGAAACAAUUUCAGGAUUUUGUAAUAAAAGUGGGACUCAAGGACUUAAGGAUAUGUGAGGUGUGGUGCCUGGUGCGCACCUUUUUAAGAAACACAAAGUGGUUGAAUUCAGUCCAGAUUUAAAGGAGAAAUCCACCCUGAAACACUUUCUCACACUCAAUAAACAGCAAUUGUUGGUGUAUCUUUCAUUUCUGGGUCAUUUUUAUUAUUUGGUCGUCUGGCAUGAUGUGACUGUAUGUUACAAUAAUGCCAGUGCAGCUAGAAUGGAGUUGAAUAGAUAUUAAACAUUAAUGGCAAAUGUCAAGUUCCUUGUAGUAGAAAAUAGGUCAGAAUGCAGUGCAGCAACAAGACUUUCUAUGUAGUUUGGAUUGCAAUUACUAUUCAUGCUUCCAAAGCUGGGCAAUGUAGGAAACCACUAACAGAUGUAUAAGUUUAUCACAAAAUGAUGAACAACUGUCCAACAAACAAGGUGAUUUCAGGGUGGAAUUUUCUUUUGAUUAAAACAGAGACCAGAUGGGUGUUGCACAUGGAGUGUGUAUUUUGUUUUUUGUCGCUCUACAGUAUGUAGUGAUGUUAGUUGCCUAGUUUCUGGAGCAACUCGAACCUCUUUUGUCCAGUUAAGGAGAAGUGGGGCCUCUAGAGGGCCUUUCAGACUCUUAUUAUCUCCUUCAUAUGCGUUGACAAUACCAUAUGUUGACACAGAUGAAUGAAACGGUGGAUUUGACUAAAAGCCUCGAUAAUAGGCUUGUUGAAGAGACUUCACCAAGAUGGAGCAGGGGUGAAUUAAAUCCACAAUAUUAAGAGCUUUUAGCUACAUUAUUUGUUUAUGUUUAACAAAUUAUUGUCAAUCAAAUUAGCCUGUUCCUUUUCUAAAUAAUUACUGAUUUUAUUUCUUUUUUUGCCCAGUAGUGGUCCUCUGAUACAAUAUUUAUUACAGUUUGUUUUCCACAAGGGAAAACAUUGUUCUUGCUGUUUUCAUGUAAGACUUGGUUGGUUACCUCAUAUUAAUAGGUAAUAUAUGGAUCAGAAACACCAGCAAAUGACUUAAAGGAUAGUAACUUACUGUUGUAGGCACAUAACAGGGUAAAUGUUUCAAAUGUAUGUUUCAUGUAAGCCAUUGUCAUGUGAUCUUUCCAUUAGAUUUAAUGCUGAUACCUGGAAUUCAUUGGCAAAGAGGAGUAUUUAUAGGAACGUUCAGUCAUUUGCUCUCAUAUAAAAUAAGUGUUGUGUCACUACAGGGCCCAUUCGCUGAUACUGUACUUCUUACACAUUCAGUAGAUUUGUAUAUUUUGUUUUGCACAAUAAUAAAGCAAACAAAUUUCAUUAAUAUAUGGAAUAUUCAUGUUACUGUACUCAUGAUUGCAUAGAUGUAACCUAAUUUUUGACUGUUGUUUUUAUGAUACCAAAUUAUAUAUGGACUGUAUGUAAUAAUGCCAUUUCCCCCCCAUAAAUGCUAAAUGAAAGAUGG